AUGAUAACCUUGAUGAGAAAAUUAGAACCAGUGCUGACCCGUUGUCCCUUAGUUCGUCAUGUCACUGCCUGGACAUCUAACCAAAGCAGUUCUCAGAAAAAAUUUGAUAUCGUCAUUGUUGGUGCUGGUAUUGUUGGCCUGGCAACAGCACGGAACUUGAUUCUUCGACAUCCAAAUCUUUCUUUUGCAGUUUUGGAAAAAGAAAAAGAAUUAGCCUUACAUCAAAGUGGAAACAACAGUGGGGUCAUUCAUGCUGGAAUUUACUAUGCCCCAGGGUCAUUAAAAGCCAAACUCUGUGUCGAAGGACUGAACUUGGCGUAUAAAUACUGUGACGAAAAUGAUAUCCCUUACAAGAAAUGUGGCAAGAUGAUUUUUCUCUUUUUCUUUCUCUUUUCCAUUUUUUCCUAUUUUUCUUUUAGUGGUUUUUUUUUUUUUUUUUUUUACUUAUUUGAAAUGUUCUCUUCUUUUUUCUUCUUUUCUUUUUAA
Molecule: messenger RNA, 486 nt
Organism: Acanthosepion pharaonis
Lineage: Eukaryota; Metazoa; Mollusca; Cephalopoda; Sepiida; Sepiidae
Source: the annotation of a GenBank genome assembly